AUGGAGGACAAGCAAACCCCUCUGCAGCUGCCGCCUCCAAAAGAUGGCACCCCGGAUUGCCAGCCUUACGCUACCCUCACUGAUGGGACCCUACGGUCACGCCUUUCCCCAGCAGCUUCGAGCCAUGCAGAGCCAGAUACUGUGGAGGCCAGUAGCAAUAACAGCCCACAGCCGGUGACAUUGAAAGUGGAGAUAGACGAUGGAUCCACCAACAAUGAAAAACUCACCGAGACCGUGACUUUUCCCCACCUAUCCAAUGAUGCACCAACUUCCCCCAAGCAGCCAGCCUAUCAUGCGCACUCAGACGGGGAGGACGAAGAGCGGGCAACCGCCAAGUCCUUCCCAAGGUCCACAAGUCCGGCCUCAGCAGCGCAACGAAACAGAGGCGCCGUCUACCAGAAGGUUGGCGAGGAGGGUGUAUGUCAGAUGCACAGAUUCUCGUUGUAUGAAACAGCAAGCCGCUACUACCUGGUGGGAGGUGAUGUUGUGGAUCGAAAAUUCAGGAUCUUAAAAAUAGAUCGGACUGCUGACUCCGGAGAUCUGAGCAUUGCUGAAGAUGAUAUUGUGUAUACCAAGAAAGAAAUGAACCAGCUGUUGAAUACGGUGGAUGACGGGAACAGGGCCUCUGGAGGCUUGAAGCUCAAAUGUAGCACUUGGGGUCUCCUCGGAUUCAUCAGGUUUACUGGUGCAUACUACAUGCUUGUCAUCACCAAGAGAAGUCAGGUCGCCAUGAUUGGAGGCCACUACCUUUAUCAAGUUGACGGAACUGAACUCGUUUCCUUGACCAUGUCCUCUUCAUCUCGCUUCAAGGUAGACAGAGACGCAGAAGAAGCGCGUUUCAUUGGUAUUCUUAGCAACCUUGAUCUGUCACGUUCGUUUUACUUCAGUUAUUCUUACGAUAUAACACGUACACUGCAACACAAUAUCGUCAGGGAGAGGCAGGCGAUGCGACAGGGCAACGCAGAUUCGUCCCUAAAGCACCGGAAUUCUAUGUUCGUUUGGAACCACCAUUUGCUUAGCCCUGCAUCGGAGGCCUUGAAGAAUACCUACGAUUGGUGUUUGCCAAUGGUGCACGGUUUCGUAGACCAAGCUACUCUAUCCGUCUAUGGGCGAACUAUCCAUAUCACCAUCAUUGCGAGACGGUCAAGGUUCUUCGCUGGUGCACGGUUUUUGAAGCGUGGAGCAAACGAUCUGGGAUAUGUCGCCAACGAUGUCGAGACAGAACAAAUUGUGUCAGAGAUGUUGACGACCUCAUUCCACGCACCGGGCCCCGAGUUAUUCUGCAACCCAAACUAUACGUCCUAUGUGCAACACCGUGGAAGUAUUCCAUUGUAUUGGACGCAGGACAAUACUGGAGUGUCACCCAAACCAGACAUCGAAUUGAAUCUCGUGGACCCUUUCUAUGGUGCAGCAGCUCUUCACUUCGAUAAUCUCUUUGAGCGUUAUGGGGCUCCAAUAUUCGUUCUCAACUUAGUCAAGUCUCGUGAGCGAACGCCUCGUGAAUCAAUUCUUCUUCGGGAGUACGGAAACGCAAUAUCAUACCUGAACCAAUUCUUGCCCACGGAUAAAAAGAUUCAUUAUAAGGCAUGGGACAUGAGCCGAGCUUCGAAAAGUCGAGAUCAAGAUGUUAUUGGCACGCUGGAGUCGACCGCGGAAGAUGUGAUGACUCGAACAGGAUUCUUUCGCAAUGGCACUUACGAGUCUGGAGAGCUGAGCAUGCAAAACGGGGUAGCAAGGACCAAUUGCAUCGACUGCCUCGACAGAACCAACGCCGCUCAAUUUGUCAUUGGUAAACGAGCUCUGGGCCACCAGCUGCAUGCCCUGGGUAUCAUCAGCGAUACCUCGAUCGACUACGAUACUGACGCUGUCAACCUUUUUACACACAUGUAUCACGAUCAUGGCGACACUAUCGCCAUACAGUAUGGCGGUUCUCAUCUGGUAAAUACUAUGGAAACAUAUAGGAAAAUUAAUCAAUGGACAAGCCAUUCUCGAGACAUGGUGGAAAGUUUCAAGCGCUAUUAUAACAACUCCUUCCUUGAUAAACAACGACAGGAAGCGUACAAUUUGUUCCUUGGAAAUUACAUAUUCGUUCAGGGCCAGCCAAUGCUGUGGGAUCUCUCGACCGAUUACUACCUUCACCAUACAGAUCCUCGCUCAUGGUCCGGUUCAAGGCGGAAAAAUUAUAUCCAGUGGUUCACCCCGGAGCAUCUUGACGGACCGGCAAUGCCCGAAGAUACCAAGCCACAGGGUUACCUUUCUGGAAAAUCACUCGGCUUUUUCGACGAGUAUUGGUUUGAAUACUACCGUCCUCUUGCAUUAUCAUCUUUCCAAAAGAUGUUCUCCUACAAGAUGAACUCCACCCUCAGGGUCAGAGACGGUCAUGAACACGCUUCACCCGACAAAGGACAGCAGAGGAAAGGGGUUACGAUUACAGAUACUGGAGAGGAGAUAAGUGAGGACCAAAAGACACAGCCUGCCUACAGUGUCCCGCAAUCAAAGCGCGCUCUACCGUCAUGGCUGCAAUCUCAGCUCGGCGAGCAACCACCGCCUCAGCAUAGUAUCUUAAAGAGUUCCCACGCCAAGAGCAAAGACGGCUCGUCACAAGUUGAAGCCGCGAAAGAGAAGAAGGCACUCAAAGACAAAUCGGCCGUGACGCAAUGGACUCUCGACCAAUUCGUUACGAACUCGCUCAACCCUUCUGUGGCUGAUACAGAGGCACAUGAGUACCAACGCUACAUCAGCCAUCCCUUGAAUCUUCCUCUUGUGGUAACGGCUGAUAUGCCGCCGAACCCGAAACUAGAGUUCCUUGGCUAUGUCAACAGCAUCUCAGCAGAUGCAGUGAACAGUAUGCACUCGACAGAUGACGAUCUGGCAGACUAUGCAGAGUUUCUUGACAUCGGAGAAGACCCUCUGACUGUAACGGAAGCCGACACGGCAAAGAAGCGGUACAAAGCCUAUCGGCAAUGGGUAAAAGGCAAAUCGCUUUUCAAGCAGCGCGUGGAUCCGUAG
This is a messenger RNA of Letharia lupina, 3009 nucleotides long. RefSeq lists its product as uncharacterized. Gene Ontology annotation, cellular component: intracellular membrane-bounded organelle. The record is from RefSeq and is a predicted model, not a curated record. Lineage: Eukaryota; Fungi; Ascomycota; Lecanoromycetes; Lecanorales; Parmeliaceae. Gene Ontology annotation, biological process: phosphatidylinositol dephosphorylation. Bases 1 to 3009 code for a protein of 1002 amino acids. Gene Ontology annotation, molecular function: phosphatidylinositol-3,5-bisphosphate 5-phosphatase activity. The transcript is spliced from 8 exons.